GCAAGUCCGAGGUAGGAUAGCGUAUCAUUUCACUGCAAGAAUCAGAGUGUAACAGCAGAGGCAGGAUCAGUAUCCAGGAUAGAUUUGCACUUUUAUUGUGUAUUGAUUGACAGUUUAUGGGAAAUUCCCGGGUACAGCUGGGAAGCAGAGUGCAGCUGGGAUUGUUCACUACAGGAGCUGCCUACCCCAUGGCUGACAGCACAUUGAUUGAGGAGAGCCGACCCUAUGGCUAUAAGGAGGGUUUGGAAUGGGGCUAUGAAGAAGGAGUGGAAUGGGGACUGUUGUUUCCUGAAGCAAAUGGAGAGUAUCAGUCCCCGAUAAACCUGAACUCCAGAGAGGCAAAGUACGAUCCUUCACUAUUGGAAGCACGUUUAUCACCAAAUUAUGUUGUUUGUCGAGAUUCUGAAGUAAUUAAUGAUGGUCACACUAUUCAGAUACUGCUGAAGUCCAAAUCAGUUUUAACUGGUGGCCCACUGCUUGGAAGUCAUGAAUAUGAAUUACACGAGGUUCGAUUUCACUGGGGCAAAGAGAACCAGCGUGGUUCUGAACACACUGUUAAUUUUAAAGCAUUUCCAAUGGAGCUCCAUCUUAUCCAUUGGAACUCUACUUUGUUCAAAAAUGUUGAUGAAGCUCUGGGAAAGAAAAAUGGAAUAGCGAUCAUUGCUUUGUUUGUCCAGAUAGGAAAGGAACACCUAGGUCUAAAAGCUGUCACUGAAAUCCUUCAGGAAAUCCAGUACAAGGGAAAAUUGAAGACCAUACCAUGUUUUAAUCCCAAUACCUUACUUCCUGAUCCACUCCUUCGAGAUUACUGGGUAUAUGAAGGCUCUCUGACCAUCCCACCAUGUUGUGAGAACGUGACCUGGAUCUUAUUCCGAUACCCACUCACAAUCUCUCAGUUACAGAUAGAAGAGUUCCGAAGAGUACGAUCUCAUGUUAAAGGAGCUGAGCUUCCUGAAGGAUGUGAUGGGAUUUUAGGAGACAAUUUUAGACCAACUCAGCCUCUCAGUGAUCGAAUUGUCAGAGCUGCAUUCCAAUAGGAAAUGCUGAUGCUAAACUGAAUCAUUUCCAGAAAUGGCCAUUCAUCUGUUUAGCGAAUUUGGUAUGAGUCCCAGAGGAAACAUCUUCAAAUAAAAGGAAAAUAUGCUUUGGAGCACCCUUUGCAUCAUCAGGACAACCCGAAAUGCUUCACAAGCAGUGACGUACUAUUCAAGUGGAAUCUCCGUUGUAACACAGGAAUCUCAGCUGACAACAUUUAGCAAAAUACGUGUGUUUUUCCCCCCUUGUGAUUGUGUAUAAGAGUAUCUUUGAAAGUGUGCAUUGUUAUGAAGCAGGGAUUCAUAGUAAAAUCUUAUCUGCUUGCCUCUAAAUUGAUCCAGAACUAACUCCUAAUUAAAAAGAAAUUAAUCUAUUUUUCCAAAUCAACCUUUUUCAGAGAUGUUAAUACACACCUCUGGGGAAGGUGGGACUUGAAGCUGGCCACAAGAGGUCCCCUUCAGAACUUAAUUUUAAAGGUUCGAGCCAAUUCAAAGGUUCAUUAUUUUGCCCUCAACAUCCCACUUACCCAAAAUAAUGAAUUUAAUUUGUUCAAUCUUCUUUUCCACAGAAAGAGUGGUGAUUUUCAUUGGUUUGAAUUGGUCCAUAGUAAAACAAAUAAACUAAAAUGUUAACAGUUUCUCACCCCAUUUGUUCUUGAUAUCAGAAAAAACAGUUUUGAAAUUUAGUUGUACUGAAGAAAACAAUAAGGUGGUGUGACUGCUUCAGCAGUUUAUAAAUACAUGAAGCAUAGAUCUGAAAGCUGUAAGAAGUAUAUUUAUGGCACAGGGCUUGUUUUGACCCUGUUGAGUAGCACAUAGAUAAAAUUAUUCUACUGAGUAAUUUGUAAGACAGGAAUUCUACAGUGGUAGACAGCACAGAUAUAUUGGAACUGUUGUUUUGUUAUUCCAUAUGUCUGAUCAGUCAAAUGAACAGGGUGAACCUUCUACUAAGGAAUUUCUCAG
Chiloscyllium plagiosum (whitespotted bambooshark) is the source of this 1997-nucleotide messenger RNA. NCBI's taxonomy places the organism in Eukaryota, Metazoa, Chordata, Chondrichthyes, Orectolobiformes, Hemiscylliidae. The record is from RefSeq and is a predicted model, not a curated record.